Saprolegnia parasitica CBS 223.65 is the source of this 1647-nucleotide messenger RNA. RefSeq lists its product as hypothetical. Gene Ontology annotation, molecular function: flavin adenine dinucleotide binding; electron-transferring-flavoprotein dehydrogenase activity. Lineage: Eukaryota; Oomycota; Saprolegniomycetes; Saprolegniales; Saprolegniaceae. The annotation marks the transcript as partial. The record is from RefSeq and is a predicted model, not a curated record. Gene Ontology annotation, cellular component: cytoplasm. The transcript is spliced from 7 exons.
GAGUACAGUACGGUGCUCAAGGCCACAACGGACGUCUCCAACAUCAACUUUGAGCUCGAGCCGAGCAGCGAGCCCGACCUCGUCGACCAAGACCGCGGUCCGAUCUACAUCAUCCGCCACGCGCUCAACCACCUGCGGGAAGCCAACACGGAAGACAGUAUUCGCUGCAUGCAGAAUUUCUCCACCGAUGAAAAGUUUCAGCUCGCGCGCCGCCUCAUUACGUUGCGGCAGUCGGGGCUCGAGAGCUUUUUCCACGGCGAUAUUGACCGCGUGGCGGCGCAAGCCGUGCUUUUGCCGGUGGGGACCCCGGGUGCAUUCUUGAUCCGGUACAGUGCCAACCAAAAGAGCUAUUGCGCGUCCUUUAUCGACAAGAUCGUCGAUGGCCAGCCGCAAAUCAAGCACAACGUCAUCUACCACCUGGAAUCGGGGGCGUACUCGGCCGUGCAACCCAAGGACGUGCAGCCAACGACGCCCAUUUUCUCGGAUCUGCUCAGCUUCGUCGAAGCGUACCAGCGCAAAGUCGGUGGUGGCUACUCGGGCAUUGCGUUUGCCCAAGCCCUCGCGUCCGAGCUCCCACCCCACGUGGCUGCAAUCACCGUCAUCGACAAGAACACGUUUACGUUCCACCACGAUGCGAUUCCGCGCGCUUUCGUCGAACGAGCCUUUGUGCCCAAGCUCUUUGUGCCCACGGACCACGCCGUGCCACAGUACACCACCAUCGUGCAUGGGCUCGUCGACGCCGUCACCAGCAAGAGCGUUCAUGUACGCAAUCUCGUCAACGGCCAGCUCGACGAGCACUCGCACCCACUGCACUACGACUACCUCGUCCUCGCCACAGGCAGCAGCUACCCCGCACCCAUCAAGGUCCCUAAGGACGUUUACAGCAGCGACGCCAUUGCUAAUGCGAUUUACGAGGCCCACGAUCACAUUGCUGCAGCGUCUAGUGUGCUCGUCGUCGGGGGCGGCAGCGUCGGGUGCGAAGUUGCGGGUGAGAUCGCAGUGGCCUACCCGACGACCCAAGUCACUCUUAUCGAUGGCCACGAGCACUUGGUUGCUGGCGCGAAAAUGACCUCCGAGUUUCGCUGUCGAUUGAAGGCGGCGCUGGAAGCCAUUGGUGUGCGCGUAAUCUUGGGCGAGCGCCCCGUCGAACCGCUUCGAGCCCAGUCGUACACGCGGCAAACGACACUUCUCUCAAGAGGCACGGUGGUCACGGCCGAUGUCCAGCUCCUCUGUGCUGGCAUGGCCCCAAACACAGAUCUGAUUGCGCAACUGGAUCCAGAUCUGGUCACACCGGCCGGUAUCAAGGUCAAGGCCUCGAUGCAGCUCGACGACGAUCGCUACACCAACAUCUUUGUCCUCGGUGACGCGAGCAACCACCCGUCGCCAAAGACAGCCCACAUUGCGGGCGACCAAGCCGAGUUCUUAGCCGCGGGCUUAGCCCAAAAGAUGCUACACGGGACACCGAUUGGUGCGUUCGAUGCAGGGCCCACGGAAGGCCUCAUGAUCCCGGUUGGUCCCGAGGGCGGCGUCGCGCAGCUCCUCAACGGCGUCGUCGAAGGCGCAUGGCUCGUGCAAAGGAAGAAACACAAGGAUUACAACACGCAACGACUAUGGUCCCACUGGAAUGCGACGCUUCCAACGAUGUAA